This is a messenger RNA of Metarhizium acridum CQMa 102, 681 nucleotides long. NCBI's taxonomy places the organism in Eukaryota, Fungi, Ascomycota, Sordariomycetes, Hypocreales, Clavicipitaceae. The record is from RefSeq and is a predicted model, not a curated record.
AUGCAAAAACUAAACGACAGCUCGCUUCUUCCAACUGACCAAGGUCAAUGUCUCAACCUCCGCUGCAAACACUGCCCCACGGGGGACGGCCAUAUCAGGCUCGAAUUCACCGUCGAAGAAAACAGAAAACUGCUUGUUAAUGGGUUCGAGCUCUUUCCCUCUCACGACGACAACGGCGAGACGCUCAUAACUGCCAAUGUACACGACGUCGGUGCCAAUGGAAAAGAAAUCCACGAGCAAGCAAUCAGCUAUAAACUCAGCACGGCACUCAAUGAAAAAGACGAAAUCGAAGGAAUCGAACUGAUCGAUGUAGAAUACAUGAUCCGCCAGGUCGGCACCAGAGUGGUUCAAGACGUUCCUGCAGUACACGUGCGCCUUGUCAAGCUUCCAGGAGACAACAUUCUGAUUGGGGUACUUUCAACAAAAGAGGACGAGGACUACGACGCCGACUGUGGCGCUGUGCAGUGCUGGGCGUACAAACUGAGCUUCGGGGCCCUUGGGUCUGCCGAUGACAUGAUUCCGAGCUGUUGCAGCAAGAGUUCAGCUCAGGCCAACCACACUCCUAGUGACGUCGAUUGGCGCCAUCCCCUCCAUUGGGAGAAGGCUUCGCUGCAUGGGCUGCAGCUCAGUGUGUUUGCUUGUCUCCUGCUUGGCUUGUACGUUUACUCUGUUUCCGGAUGA